Molecule: messenger RNA, 491 nt
Organism: Cercocebus atys (sooty mangabey)
Lineage: Eukaryota; Metazoa; Chordata; Mammalia; Primates; Cercopithecidae
Product: putative neuroblastoma breakpoint family member 5
Exons: 4
Coding region: 1-468 (155 amino acids)
Source: RefSeq, a predicted model, not a curated record
AUGCCUGAUGCAGACACAAAACUUCCAGCAGUGACAUGUCCAACUUCCCACCGAGACAGGUGUGUCUUCUCAGAGUGUGAGGAGCACAAAGGCAUCACAGAAUCUGUGCUGGGGGAGAAGAUGCAGUUCAAGGAGGAGAAGCUGGCAGAGAAGUCGACACAAGCUGAGGAGCUCAGGCGAUACAAAGCCUUAGUUCACUCUCAGGCACUAGAGCUGACCCAGUUGAGGAAGAAGUUACGGGAAGGGAGAGAGGCCUCCCUCUUACUCAGUCAGCAUCUCAAGGCCCUUCUCACUGAUGAUGACCCUGACAGCCACCAGGGGCAGGACCUCCGAGAGCAGCUGGCUGAGGGGCGCAGGCUGGCAGAGUGCCUCGUCCGCAAGCUCAGCCCAAAAGAUGAUGAAGUUGGGAAUGAAGAUGCUAAAGAUGAGAAAGUUGAAAAAAUCCAAAGACCACUUGCCUCCAGGUAACAAUGAAUAAUCAGGAGCUGGUA